GGGAGCGAGCAAGCGAGCGAGUGGGGCAUUUCUGCGCAGCUCGAGUGCGCCUCGGAGCCCGCUCGGGCCACCGCCGGACGCAACGACCUAGGGACAGAGAGCGCCCGGAAGCCCCGCCGCCGCCGCCGCCGCCAGGUGCCUGACUGACAGACGUUCUUACCCCCAGGGAGCUGGUGUGGACAGAAGAGGGGCGUGCUGGUCACCAUGACAACAGAGACAGGCCCCGAUUCUGAGGUGAAGAAGGCUCAGGAGGAAGCCCAACAGCAGCCUGAGGCCGCCGCUGUGACCACCCCUGUGACUCCUGCAGGCCACGGCCACCCAGAGGCCAACUCCAAUGAGAAGCAUCUGCCCCAGCAGGACACUCGGCCUGCUGAACAGAGCCUAGACAUGGAGGAGAAGGACUAUGGCGAGGCCGAUGGCCUGUCAGAGAGGACCACACCUAGCAAGGCUCAGAAAUCGCCCCAGAAGAUUGCCAAGAAGUACAAGAGUGCCAUCUGCCGAGUCACUCUGCUCGAUGCCUCUGAGUAUGAGUGUGAGGUGGAGAAACAUGGCCGGGGCCAGGUGCUGUUUGACCUCGUCUGUGAGCACCUCAACCUUCUAGAGAAGGACUACUUUGGCCUGACCUUCUGUGAUGCUGACAGCCAGAAGAACUGGCUGGACCCCUCCAAGGAAAUCAAGAAGCAGAUCCGGAGCAGUCCUUGGAAUUUUGCCUUCACAGUCAAGUUCUACCCCCCUGACCCAGCCCAGCUGACAGAAGACAUCACGAGAUACUACCUGUGCCUGCAGCUGCGGGCAGACAUCAUCACAGGCCGGCUGCCCUGCUCCUUUGUCACGCAUGCCCUGCUGGGCUCCUACGCCGUGCAGGCUGAGCUGGGUGACUAUGAUGCUGAGGAGCAUGUGGGCAACUAUGUCAGUGAGCUCCGCUUCGCUCCUAACCAGACCCGGGAGCUGGAGGAGAGGAUCAUGGAGCUGCACAAGACAUACAGGGGCAUGACCCCAGGAGAAGCAGAAAUCCACUUCCUAGAGAAUGCCAAGAAGCUUUCCAUGUAUGGAGUAGAUCUGCACCAUGCCAAGGACUCUGAGGGCAUUGACAUCAUGUUAGGGGUCUGUGCCAAUGGUCUGCUCAUCUACCGGGACCGGCUGAGAAUCAACCGCUUCGCCUGGCCCAAGAUUCUCAAGAUAUCCUACAAGAGGAGUAACUUCUACAUCAAGAUCCGGCCUGGGGAGUAUGAGCAGUUCGAGAGCACAAUUGGCUUUAAGCUCCCAAACCACCGGUCGGCCAAGAGACUGUGGAAGGUCUGCAUCGAGCAUCACACGUUCUUCCGGCUGGUAUCACCUGAGCCCCCACCCAAGGGCUUCUUGGUGAUGGGCUCCAAGUUCCGGUAUAGUGGGAGGACCCAGGCACAGACCCGCCAGGCCAGUGCUCUCAUUGACCGGCCUGCACCCUUCUUUGAACGUUCUUCCAGCAAACGGUACACCAUGUCCCGCAGCCUUGAUGGAGCAGAGUUCUCCCGCCCAGCCUCAGUCAGUGAGAACCACGAUGCAGGGCCUGAUGGUGACAAGCGGGAGGAGGAUGGCGAGUCUGGGGGGCGGCGGUCAGAGGCCGAGGAGGGAGAGGUCAGGACCCCCACCAAGAUCAAGGAGCUGAAGUUCUUAGACAAGCCAGAGGACGUCUUGCUGAAGCACCAGGCCAGCAUCAAUGAGCUCAAGAGGACCCUGAAGGAGCCCAAUAGCAAACUGAUCCACCGGGACCGAGACUGGGAGCGGGAGCGCAGGCUGCCCUCCUCGCCUGCUUCCCCCUCCCCCAAGGGCACCCCUGAGAAAGCCAAUGAGUCCCAGAGGACCCAGGACGCCUCUCAGCAGGACUUGGUGCCUGAGCCUGGAACAGCCGCAGGCUUGGAAGUGUUCACUCAGAAAAGCCUCGCAGCAUCUCCUGAGGGCUCAGAGCAUUGGGUAUUUAUAGACAGAGCAUACACUAGGCCAGAAGAACUUGAUCUCCUUACCGUGGCCACCUUGCAGCAGGAAGAAAGCGAGGCAGGCCUUGCUGAUGUCCUUGCUGAUGGCAGACUCUCCAAGGUAGAUGUUCUGGUGGACAAGUUUAAAGUUGAAGUAGCCACAGAAGAAAUGGUGGGAACCAGAAGAGCAAACGUCCACCAACGAGGGAGAAUGAUUGCAAGUCCUGAAGACUUUGAGUCAGUGUGGGAGGAAGGCCCCUGGGUCAGGGAAGUCCUGGGAAGGGCUUCCCUGGCUGCUGGUUGCACUUUGGCAGAAAAACUCCUCAAGGGCUCCGAGCUCAGGGUGGGCACCCGGGAGGCAGCCAUCAGGAACCGCUGCAUCUCAGACAGUCAGCCGGAGGGCCAGACAAAACCAAGGAAGGGGCUGGAGGAGCUCCAGACUUGUGGAAGACCCACUGCCCCAGGGACCAAGCCAGCAGAGGUGGACAUCCCCUCUCCAGCCUCCGACAAGGGAGGACUCCAGUCCUUUCUCUUGGAUCCAGUCUACAUGGAAGCCAGAGCCUACUCGAGUGAUGAAACUGAUACCUCCUUUGCAGAGAGGAGCUUCUAUUUAAACUAUGCAGAGAAAGACUUGGAAGACCAAGUCCUCCCUCCACCCCUGGAGGAGAGAGAGAAGCAUCUAGAUGCCCCUCCUGGGGAUGAGACCAGGCCAGAGCUGAAUUCCUCAGACCUGAGGGGCUCUGCAUUAGCUUCCGGCCAGAAUGAGGAUGGAGCCCACACGGCUUCCUCAGAGGAAGGGGUGGGGCCCCCCAAGAACCAUGGAAGACUGGAUGACCUGAAGGAACCUUCUCCAUGGCAGAUGUUUGCUGAGGACUGGGAAGAAGCCCAGUGGGGGGUGGAAGGAGAGUAUACCCACCUAAUAGCCAGUGCAGCCAAAGAGGAAGAGGCCCCUGUGAGUGGAGAUUUGAUGGGAGAGGCUGAGAAAAGUCCACCAGCAGGAUCAAAGAACCGCUCACCUCAUGGAGGAAGGAGUGUGCACCCAGAUGCCCAGACUUACGCCCUUCCGUGGAAGCCAGCCAGACUGGACAGAGGCAACUUCCUGCCCAAAGAGAGGGGAUCAGUUCACACCCACAUGGGAGAACCUGAGAUGGCAGACCUCGAGGCCUCGGCUUUUCUUCACAUGGAGGUGAUCAUCCCCCUGCCAGCCUCCCCUGGUCACUCUGAGGCUCUGGCAGCUUUGAAGGAAGAGUCUCUAAAUCCAGCCACUCAUAGGUCAGGGGAGCCUUCAGAGCGCAGGGAUCUCUUUGAACAGUUCCCUGUAUUUCUCAAACAUGUCCAUCCUCCUAAAGAGAUCCUGGAGCUCAAGGAUCAAGUAGGGUUAGUUGUAUCCCCAGACACAGGAGGUGAGCGCAAGGCACCUCCCGUCACCAGCAGAAAGCCCAGAGUUGUUCCUGAAAAAGCUGAGGGGGCGAUACCCCUGGGGUUGGUCUUCCCUUCAGGGAAGCAAAAAGAGAUGACUUCUUUCCAGGCUGGGAGCCAAGAAGGCUCCCUGGAAGAUAUUAGUAAGACCUCAGUGGCCAACAAAAUUCGGAUAUUUGAGACCCAUGGAGCUGAAACUCGUCGAACAAGUCAGGGUGAAACUCGGGCCCUUCCAAAUGAAUGGUCUUCAGAGGCCUCCACAGGGCAGGUUGAGCAACAGCUGAGUAAGCUUUUAGACCUGGGCUUUGUUGAAGCCCAGCCCGCAGGGGACCUCGCCAGCCCCCAAGCCACACAUUCCUCUAUGAUACCUCUGGCUAUCAGACACAUCGGGGAGGGCACUUCUACCACAUCCCACCAGGAAAGAUGCACGGAACUAGAGCUCGUGUCCCCCGAUUCAGGCUGCGAAACCACGCUGGAGGAAGCUACUGGGGUAACUGGCAAUAACAAAUCCGGAGAUGCGGUCAGGGAAGAGAAGCACUUCACCAGCUUAGCAGCGAACGCCCCUGAGAAAGGGGGGCUCCUGAGAUUCGCCAGCGCCCCGGGCCCUCAGAGAGCAGGGCUGAGGGAGGGCUCAGAGGAGAAAGUCAAACCACCGCGUCCCCGGGCCCCAGAGAGUGACACAGGAGAUGAGGACCAGGACCAGGAGAGGGACGCGGUGUUCCUGAAGGACAACCACCUGGCCAUUGAGCGCAAGUGCUCCAGCAUCACAGUCAGCUCCACAUCCAGCCUGGAGGCGGAGGUGGACUUCACGGUUAUUGGUGACUACCAUGGCAGCGCCUUUGAAGACUUCUCCCGCAGCCUGCCCGAGCUUGACCGAGACAAAAGUGACUCAGAAACCGAGGGCCUGGUGUUCUCCCGGGAUCUCAAGGGGGCCGCCAGCCAGGAUGAUGAGUCUGGGGGCAUAGAGGACAGCCCAGAUCGAGGGGCCUGCUCCACCCCGGAUAUGCCCCAGUUUGAGCCUGUAAAAAUGGAAACCAUGACUGUCAGCAGUCUGGCCAUCAGAAAGAAGAUUGAGCCAGAGGCUGUACUGCAGACAAGAGUCACCACUGUGGACAAUGCCCAGGUUGAUGGGAGUGCCCCAGUGGGAAAGGAGUUCAUAGCAACCACUCCCUCCAUCACCACGGAGACCAUAUCAACCACCAUGGAGAACAGUCUCAAGUCCGGGAAGGGGGCAGCUGCCAUGAUCCCAGGCCCACAGACGGUGGCCACGGAAAUCCGUUCUCUUUCUCCGAUCAUCGGGAAAGAUGUCCUCACCAGCACCUACGGCGCCACUGCGGAAACCCUCUCAACCUCUACCACCACCCAUGUUACCAAAACUGUGAAAGGAGGAUUUUCUGAGACGAGAAUCGAGAAACGAAUCAUCAUUACUGGGGACGAAGAUGUCGAUCAAGACCAGGCCCUGGCUUUGGCCAUCAAGGAGGCCAAACUGCAGCAUCCUGACAUGCUGGUAACCAAAGCUGUCGUAUACAGAGAAACAGACCCAUCUCCAGAGGAGAGGGACAAGAAGCCACAGGAAUCCUGACCUCCGUGAAGAGAUGCUGGCAUUUCUGGUCCGACCCAAGCCAGAGAACCGUCAAGAAGGGGCCUUCAUUCUGGAUUCUCCGACAUAACACCGACGUCCCAGCUGCGACGUACUGUCACUGAUGAGAGACUGGGAAGGGAAAAGCAUAUAUAUAUAUAGAUAUAUAUAGAUAUAGAUAUAUAUACAGGAAACACCGCGUCCUUGCACUGCUGCUGGGGCUGGCAGAGCUGUCAGCUGACAGCAACAACCAACAUCUGAACACCUACAUUUCCUUUGCAGACAAAUCGAAGAAUUGGUGGGAUUUUUCAGGAAAAAAAAAAAUUAUAACGACCAUAAUCCCCCUCCUCUGCCGAACAACAAAAGCAAGCCAGACCACGAUGAUUGUAGAAGCAUCAUACGACCCCGGUUCUGCGCAUCACAGUUAGUGGACGAACUUUCCAUUUGUUCUUCUCCAGCAUCUGUUGCCCACUUGAAUGCAAAGGAAAACACUCAUGCAGCAAGGCAAGAGAAGUUGCAGCAGCAAGACACGCACGGUCAACCAUUUUCCAAGAAAGAAAGAAAAUUCCCCACUUGGAAAGGAGGAGGGGGAACACUGGAUUAUUAUUUUCUGGGUCGUGACACUGGGCUGCAGAAUCCACCUUCCUUUCCUCUGCCUCCGCUCCCCCUCGCCUCUCACAUGUCUUGUGUCAUCUUCUGUCUCGGUUCCCUUUCCCCCUCCCCCUGCCCUCCACCCCUGACCCUCUGUGUCCUGGUCCUAUUGAGGGCCACUGCAGAUGACUCUCAUUUGAAAGGAGAAAAGGAAUAGGAAAGAAAGCAAGAACAGAAAACUAAGCCACAGGAAGAGAAGUAGACAUUGUAUGUUUAUGGUUUCUCAUUAUGAAGGUGCAGCUUGUAGGAGAUUUGUAUGGAUGUGCUUUUAAGUUAUGUAUAUUAUAUAUAACAGGAAACAAAUAUUAAAAAUAAACAGUGCUGGUAAGUAUGAAGCUGACAUUUUAAAAUUAUAAUUAUCUGACUGUGAUCAGUGUAUCCCAGCAUUCCUGGGUCUCACUGAACUGGCCCAGCUAGGGAGGUCUGGGCCCUGGGCGUGGGUUGGCUCACAGCAGGGGCCGACGUGUUCGGUAUAGUAAUACUAUGUGUGUUGUUUGUAAUUGGUCGAUUGGUGGGGAGGAGUGGGGACCACAAAUGGAGAGCUAGAGGUUUGGCAAGAAGGAAGAAACACAGAUGUUGUCUGGACAUGUCGGUCCAAGAUGCCCUCUCCCCGCUGGGCAAUAGCAGUCAGGGCCUGGUCUGUGCUCAGGCUUGGGGUCCAGAGUUAGGACCCUGCUGCUGAGGUCCCCUGGCUCAGUCCUUCUACCUCCCUAGAGGGCUUGCCUUGGUUUUCAGUCCUCUCUUUAUUUUAUUUUAUUUCACCGUGUCUUUCCCUAUCACAUGGUAAUAUUUAACUCCAUAUCCAAAGGGAGGUAGUCCCCUUGGCUGCAGUGGAAGAUGGUGGCUUUAACCUAGCUAUCUGAAAAUUCCCAGCUCAGUCUUUUCCUGUACCCCCUUCCAUAUUCUGAAUCAUUCUCUUCUUCCUGGGCCAAAGUAGCCAUGGUAAAGAGGCCAUGAACACAGGGCAGGCUCUGAUAGGUCAAGAGCGCAUUUCCAAAGGCCUUGCCUACCCCAGAGCAAGCUGGGCGAUGCUGCCUGAAGGCACCCUCUCUGUAUGAGACCCUGGAGUCCUCCCCUUUGGUCUGCAUCUGAGCUCUGAGCCUGUUCCCUCGUAGUCCCAGAAAUUGCCUCAAGACCACAGGAGCCCUUAGAGAAGACUGUCGUAAGCUAUGUGUUGUCCUCUCACCCAUGUGCCUGCCACAAGCUACUUCCCUGAGCUCAGCAAGUAUCCCUUCAUGAGGGAAUAUGUCCCACUGCACUUUAAUUUCCCAGUCCCAUUUCAUGUCCCAGUCCUGCUUCUAAAACAGUCAAUAAAUUCAUUCAACAGAUAUUUAUUGAGUACCUGCUUGUGCUAGGUGCUGUUCUUGGGCCAAAGGAGAAAGGGGGGGGGGACUGGGAAGCCACCUGAGCCAGCCUCGCAUCUCCAACCAGGGCUGGCCCAUCUGAGAGCACUUCCCCAUUCUCCAACCCGUUGGACAUUGCCCAGGGAUGCCCUCCCCUCAAGGUGAACCAGGCUAGAGGCAUCCCUUUGGCUUGCUCAUCAGUUACUCUGACCACGUACACCUUAGCUGAGAGCAGCAUUUGCCUCUGUAGGCAAAUGGGAAAUUGAGUGGAGCUCUCAGACAGGAGAGUCAGCCGCUUCUCUGUCUCAGUCACUGACUCUCCGAGUCCAGCAGCACGCUUUCCGUGCACCAGGUUCUUUUCACACCCUGGUGGAGAAGCCACACUUUCCCUUUCAUUCUACCAAGGGACUUACCCCAGGUCACCUUUCUUCCUGCCCUUGUCCACUUGAGAGCUCACAUUCCUGGGCCAAGAGCUGGAGUGGCUCCAUCCACUCUGGGCCACUUGGAAUGUGGCUCAAGUGUCCCUGUCUAUGUGGGAAGCAGGUGUCCUGAGCACACUGGACACACCUCAAAGGGAGGAGCUUUGUUCUGGGUCUUGCACCUGCCUACAGACCCUGGGUGUGUGGCUUCAGGGCAGGAAUUGAAAUGUCUGGACUUAGCUUGUGGGCCACCAGGGUUUGGGGAGAUGUCCACCCCAUGGAUGCUCAGACGGUCUUUCCACAGAGAGGCAGGCAGUGCCACCAGGGAGGAGGGGACCUGCAAAGCUAAAAUCUAGGACACUGUUUCCUCCCCAUCCUCCUCUUCCUAGAGAAUAGAGAUGUUUGUCUUGUCUGUCUUCAACCUACUUUUUUCUUUUUUAUGUUUCUCAUCCUCUCUGUGCUGCCUCCACCCAGGAAGCCAUGUAGCCUAGUGGAAAAAGUCCCAGAGAGCAGUCAGAAGUUCUGGGUGACCAUCCUGACUCAGCCCCCUGACUCACCAUGUGACAUCAGGCUAGUCCCAUUCCCAAAAGGGCCUCAGUUUCUCUCUUGCAAAAUGAGCAGGGCAAACCAGAUGCUCUCCAGGGCCUUUUUCCAUUCUACCAUUUUAUACAUCUUUGUUUUCUCUUAUUUUGCCUUCUUUGGAUCUUUUCUGUUUGAGGGUACAGGAAGUGUUAGGACCUGUUUCAGUUUUUGAAUCCUGCAAGCACAUUCCAAGACUGGCCUGAAAUUGCAUGAGUAACAUCACUCUAAAUAAUUUUUUUUUUUUCAAAAGCACCUUACCAACCAACUGAGAUGCUGUCCUGUUCCUUUUUACUCACACCCCUUCUCCUCUCUCGUCCCCAUGCUCCCCCACCUCAGUGCUCUGUGCUGUAUGCGUGUGCUCUCUGUUCUUGUAUACUCAAUAAAAGUGAAAUAAAUGUGUUUGAUGCUGAACCAUA
This is a messenger RNA of Cynocephalus volans (Philippine flying lemur), 8364 nucleotides long. RefSeq names its product erythrocyte membrane protein band 4.1 like 1 (gene EPB41L1). The transcript has 25 exons. Bases 205 to 4956 code for a protein of 1583 amino acids. The record is from RefSeq and is a predicted model, not a curated record. Gene Ontology annotation, biological process: cortical actin cytoskeleton organization. Gene Ontology annotation, molecular function: structural molecule activity; actin binding. Lineage: Eukaryota; Metazoa; Chordata; Mammalia; Dermoptera; Cynocephalidae. Gene Ontology annotation, cellular component: cytoskeleton; plasma membrane.